AUGAACGAUACGACUGCUCCAAACGGAGGGAUGCACAAUCUGGGCACGAUCUUGAAGCGGCUGGAGGCCGUCACUUCCCGUCUCGAAGACGCAGCCAUCCACGGCUCGCUCGGAUCAGCCGGUGGUGCACAGACCGGCCGGUCGCCCGCCAUGUCAACGCAUGAGUCCGUCGGCGGAGCUGCUGCUGGAGGUGCCGCUGCUGCCUCUGCACCGCCGCCUGCUGCUUCGGAAGAGCCAGCCGCGCCGCACGUUCAGGCAUACCAGGAGCUCAUUUCCGGUCCUCUGAAAGAGUUCACGUCCAAGUCUGAGGCUCUCGGCGGGGUCGUGGCGCAGCACGCCGCCCUCCUUCCUCCUCUCCUCCAGGCUCAACUCGACUUCCUCUCCCUAGCCUCCAAGCACGCCAAACCCGCUACGAAGGACCUCCCCGCUCUGCUCGGCCCGCAAGGUCAAGCUAUUUCAGCCAUCGUCGAGGCGAAAGAUAAGCUUGGGCGAGGCAAGGAGGGACGGGAGUGGGGAGCAUGCUUGAGUACCGUUGGGGAGGGUGUUUCCGCUUGGGGUUGGGUUCAGGUGGAGCCAGCACCCGCACCGUUCAUUGGCGAGAUGAAGAACGCGUCGCAGUUCUGGGCCGAUAGAGUAACCAAGCAGUUCAAGGAGACUAAGCCCGAAGCUAUUGCCUGGGCCAAGUCAUUCACUGCGCUCAUUGAUGCGCUCCAGGCCUAUGUCAAGCAGCACCACACCACUGGCGUCACCUGGAACCCACGAGGCCCUCCCGCGCCUUCGUCGGUCCCAGCGUCCUCCUCGGCUCCGGCAGCCGCACCGUCCACGGCCCCAUCCGCCCCGGCAGCCAAGUCCACUCCAUCUGGCGGGCCUUCUGGCCUCCUGGCCUCGCUGAACCAAGGCGGAGCCGUCACGUCAGGUCUCCGCAAAGUCGACCCUUCGCAGAUGACGCACAAAAACCCGGAGCUUCGCACCUCCUCGGCUGUCCCCGCCGCAGACGAAAAGAAGGCCGCGCCUGUCGUCAAGCCGAAGCCUGCUUUCGGUGCGGCGGCGGCCAAGAAACCAGCCAAGACUGAGCUGGAGGGUGGGAACAGGUGGUCUGUGGAAUACCACGAAGACAACCGCGAUAUCCAAAUCACGGACACGGCCAUCUCGCACGUUGUCCACAUCUUCCAAUGCCGAAACUCGACCAUCCGAAUCACCGGUAAAGUCAACGCGGUCACCAUGGUCAAUUGCAAAAAGGUCGCUCUCGUCCUCGACUCGGCCGUGUCUGCUUUAUCCAUCACCUCGUCCCCGUCCUUCGAGGUCCAGAUUACGGGCACAGUCCCGACGAUCCAGGUGGACAAUACCGAUGGGGGACAGCUGUACUUGAGUAAAGAGGGGAUGGGGGGCGUGGAGAUUAUCACGAGCAAGACGAGCGCGAUCAACAUUUCGACGCCGGAGGGGGAGGAUGGGGACCUUGUGGAGAGGCCGGUGCCGGAGCAGAUGAAGACGGUGGUCAGGGGUGGGAAACUGGUUACGGAGAUUGUGGAGCACAAGGGGUAG
This is a messenger RNA of Dioszegia hungarica, 1542 nucleotides long. Its product is annotated as adenylyl cyclase-associated protein. Bases 1 to 1542 code for a protein of 513 amino acids. Gene Ontology annotation, cellular component: cytoplasm. Gene Ontology annotation, biological process: cytoskeleton organization; regulation of adenylate cyclase activity. The record is from RefSeq and is a predicted model, not a curated record. Gene Ontology annotation, molecular function: actin binding; adenylate cyclase binding. NCBI's taxonomy places the organism in Eukaryota, Fungi, Basidiomycota, Tremellomycetes, Tremellales, Bulleribasidiaceae. The transcript has 8 exons.